GCAAUAUUAUGGAGACUCUACUGCGAGACUCGAACUUAUCCUGUAAAUAUACAUUGUUUAUCGUUAUUAUUAAAUUUCAAUACAUGUAGUGAUUAACGAACGACUCCUAAAAUUCUUUCUUCAGCCAUGCCAUGUCUUCGGUAUUGCAUAUACUCUCCAAAUUUGUUAACAAGCUUGAAGCAGAUACUCGCGAUUCCCUUUAUAAGUCCAUUUCUAAAUUCUGGGCAAUUUAUAGAAAUUCGAAGUGUAUUAAUGCAAAUAUUGUGUUCUCCCUCCGUGAAAUUCGAAAUUGCUUACGACUAAUUAAAGAUGAUCAGACGUAUAAGUCUAACGUACAAAUAAGUUUUGAAACUAUUAUCAAUGUUCUCCAGGAAGAAUAUGUGUCUGCUUUUCUUACCUUUAUUCAACUCUUGAACUUCGAGUAUGCAACCGGGGAUUGGUAUUAUGAAUGGAAAAGUAUUCGCAAUAAAUAUUUUAAAUUGCGCAAAAAAUCUUCGAGAAAAAAUUUUGGAAAAAGAGCUAUCAGUUUUUGUAAAGAACUAAUUAAAUUAUCAGAUGAAGAAUUUAAAAGGGUAGAAAGAAAAAAUACGAAAUAUCGUAAUCUUGAAUAUAAAAUGUUAAAAUAUGGAGGUGCAAUGAUUAAUUGCUCUUUACCUGAUCAUAUUGACACUCUUUUACUCGGAUAUCUACACUUAAUUCAACGGCUUCUUGAAGAAUUUUUUCCUCAUAUAAGCGGAUAUGAUAAAGAAAUAGUUUCAUUCUGUAAUGAAAUAAUUCAAACAAACAUAAAAAAACAGUUAACAUUUAAGGCUAUAGAAAUUUUGUAUAUCAUAUAUGUCGUAAAAGGAAAUGUUAACAAUGAGGUAACCUUUUAUUAUUAUUAUUAUUAUUAUUAAUGUUAUUAUAUAUGUAUAUUUUUUUUUAUUAUUUUUAAUUUCUUACACUCAUUAAACCUUUUCAGUAUUUUAAAGGUCUCAUUACUUAUAACCUUUCGCAACCUCCGCAAUUUAAACCCGAUAGUAUUCUCAUUGUCUCGCCUUCUUCGUUUCAAUUUAACCCACCUGACUCUGCUGCUUCGGACUUUACUUCGUUUUCUACGCCACCACAAUCCCCUUCUGCUUCAUCUAUAGAAGAAAAUCAAGAUCGACAAAGU
Messenger RNA from Rhizophagus irregularis DAOM 181602=DAOM 197198, 1153 nucleotides. NCBI's taxonomy places the organism in Eukaryota, Fungi, Glomeromycota, Glomeromycetes, Glomerales, Glomeraceae. The record is from RefSeq and is a predicted model, not a curated record.